GCAGACUCGCUCCGGAGAGGCGGAGGGAGGGGAGGCGCCGAGCGGAGCCCCGCCUUUCAUUCCAGCGGAGAGCACCGCGGGGCGGGAUGAGUCACAGGCGCGGGUGCUCGGGUUCCCACAGGUGAGGCCGCCGCGCUCCGGGCACGCAGGCCGCGCCGCUGGCCCUGCAGGGGGCUGCCGCCCUCCGUCCGCCCGUCUGGCCGGCGGGCCGGGGCCGGGCGUCCUCAUGUCCGGCCGGAGCCUCCCGCGCGCCGCGCUGCUCCUCCUGGGCUUGCAGCUCACAGCCCUGGGGCCUGCGGCUGCCGUGGAGAUCUACACGUCCCGGGUGCUGGAGGCGGUGAACGGCACGGACGUGCGGCUCAAGUGCAAGUUCUCCAGCUUCGCCCCCGUGGGCGACGCUCUGACCGUGACCUGGAACUUCCGCCCGCAGGAUGGGGGCUCCGAGCAGUUCGUGUUCUACUACCACAUGGACCCCUUCCAGCCCACGAGCGGGCGGUUCAAGGACCGGGUGGUCUGGGACGGGAACACGGAUCGGUACGAUGCCUCCAUCCAGCUCCAGAGGCUGCGGUUCGACGACAACGGCACGUACACCUGCCAGGUGAAGAACCCGCCCGACGUGGACGGGCUGGUCGGGGAGAUCCGGCUCAGCGUGGUGCACACCGUGCGCUUCUCCGAGAUCUACUUCCUGGCGCUGGCCAUCGGCUCCGCCUGCGCCCUCAUGAUCAUCAUAGUGAUCGGCGUGGUCCUGUUCCAGCACUUCCGGAAGCGGCGGUGGGCUGAGAGGGCGCACAAAGUGGUGGAGAUCACACCAAAAGAAGAAGAAAGACUCAACCAAGAGAAGAAGGUCGCCGUUUACCUGGAAGACACAGACUAGCGUUCCUCGGCCUCAGCGGAGGCGGAGGAGCCCGGAGCUGCCGUGGAUGGACGCGUCCGCCGACUCCUGUCCCGGUGACCUGUGUCCGCCAGCUCUGCACUGACCCCCCACAGCACCCCGAGCAAGCACCCCACCGAGGACUCCCCCUGUGGGGCCAGUGCUGCUCCGGUGAGAGCCCCUCAUCCCAGGCAGCGUCUGCACCGGGGAGCACCGGGAGCGCCGGGAGCACCAGGGAGCAGGCCUUGCUGCAGCCCUGUGGAUGCCGUGGCUUCUGUCCCUCCCACACCCGCUCUGAGAGCCCCGCUCCUGCUUCGGGAGGCUCUCCGCCCUCUCCUCCUCCCUCUACGGCGGGGAGGGGCCGCCCUGCUCUGGGACAGGAGAAGCCCGCGGUGGGUCUCAUGCUCCCUGUAACCUGGGCCACGUCUCACUGUGUGGCCUUCCCUUCCAUGUCCCGGAUGGUGGUUUUCCCCUUAUCUUUGUCAAUUGAUCCGUUUACCAGAGAGCAAGUCUGAAUCACAGAGCCCCAAGGAAAGGUUUCCCGGGUGCUCACCGGUGGACAGAUGCCACCCUGCGUGAACUGCUCCCACCUUUUCUGUUUGGUGGAAACAGUCAGCAGCUCGGGGCCUCCCUGGGCGGGAAUGGCCGUCUCCUGCCCGCCCGCCUCUGCGACCUGCACCGCAGAGCUGUCUGUGCCCUUCACUGGUAGCCGGGAUCACCAAACAGCUAAAUAGAAGAAUUCUUAAAUGGUAUUUUAUGACUUUAAAAAUUUAGGGCUGGUGAAAAAACAACAACCCUAACUGAUGGUGAUUUUGUUCAGUGGUGCACAAAGCUCUGAGAACUGGAAGAGAUUCCCUACUUCUUUCUUUCUUCUU
Messenger RNA from Pipistrellus kuhlii (Kuhl's pipistrelle), 1746 nucleotides. RefSeq names its product myelin protein zero like 2 (gene MPZL2). The transcript has 6 exons. NCBI's taxonomy places the organism in Eukaryota, Metazoa, Chordata, Mammalia, Chiroptera, Vespertilionidae. Bases 227 to 874 code for a protein of 215 amino acids. Gene Ontology annotation, biological process: cell-cell adhesion. The record is from RefSeq and is a predicted model, not a curated record. Gene Ontology annotation, cellular component: membrane.